This is a messenger RNA of Capsella rubella, 1232 nucleotides long. Its product is annotated as GDSL esterase/lipase At2g04570. Gene Ontology annotation, molecular function: hydrolase activity, acting on ester bonds. The coding region runs from base 34 to 1089 and encodes 351 amino acids. The record is from RefSeq and is a predicted model, not a curated record. Lineage: Eukaryota; Viridiplantae; Streptophyta; Magnoliopsida; Brassicales; Brassicaceae. The transcript is spliced from 3 exons.
ACCAUCACAAAUCAAAGACCACACAUUAACACUAUGGAACAACAACACCUCAAAAGCCUCUUCACAAUUCUCUUCUUGAUAACUAUGUUUUCGUCGACAACCGCGGGUAAAGUACCGGCGAUUCUCGUGUUUGGCGACUCAUCGGUUGAUGCCGGGAACAACAACUAUAUCCCAACGGUUGCGAGAAGCAACUUCGAGCCGUAUGGACGGGAUUUCGUUGGUGGGAAGCCGACCGGACGGUUUUGUAACGGAAAAAUCGCGACCGACUUUAUGUCCGAAGCCUUAGGGCUUAAACCGAUUAUUCCGGCAUACUUGGAUCCUUCUUACAACAUUUCGGAUUUUGCAACUGGUGUCACCUUUGCUUCCGCGGCCACUGGCUAUGACAACGCCACUUCUGAUGUUCUGUCAGUACUACCUCUAUGGAAACAACUCGAAUACUACAAAGAAUAUCAAACAAAACUAAAAGCAUACCAAGGGAAAGACAAAGCUGCCGAUACCAUAAACGACUCUCUAUACCUCAUAAGCAUAGGGACCAACGAUUUCCUCGAAAAUUACUUCGCUUUUCCGGGCCGUCCUUCGCAGUACUCCGUAGGUCUUUACCAAGAUUUUCUAGCUGGAAUAGCCAAAGACUUUGUGAAGAAGUUACACGGACUUGGUGCUAGGAAGAUCUCACUAGGUGGAUUGCCUCCAAUGGGAUGUAUGCCUUUAGAAAGAGCCACAAACCUUGGCACGGGAGGCGAGUGCGUUGGACGCUACAACGACAUAGCGGUUCAGUUCAACGACAAGCUUGAAAAGCUGGUUGAGAAGCUUAACAAAGAGCUUCCUAGUUCCAACAUCGUUUUCUCAAAUCCUUAUGAACCAUUUAUGCGAAUCAUCAAGAACCCUUCCUCUUUUGGGUUCGAGGUGGUCGGAGCGGCAUGUUGUGCCACAGGGAUGUUCGAGAUGGGAUAUGGUUGCCAAAGGAAUAACCCAUUCACAUGUACCAACGCAGACAAGUAUGUGUUUUGGGAUUCAUUUCACCCAACACAGAAGACUAAUCAAAUCAUGGCCAAUGCUCUUAUGAAUAGCACAUUCCCUCACCUCCGCUAGAUGAUUUUUUUUUUAUAAUGUUUGUGUGUGGGAACUGGAUAUGAAUGUAAUAUCAUUAUUAGCUAGGAUAUGAUGUUUAUAUAUCCAAUAUUUUUUGGUCCUAUAAACUAUGUACUAUAUAUGUAUGUAUUUCAGUAUUUAUA